Molecule: messenger RNA, 738 nt
Organism: Rhea pennata
Lineage: Eukaryota; Metazoa; Chordata; Aves; Rheiformes; Rheidae
Product: fibrinogen-like protein 1-like protein
Exons: 2
Coding region: 1-738 (245 amino acids)
Source: RefSeq, a predicted model, not a curated record
AUGAGCCUGCUUCAUCGGGGCCUUACCCUCCUGUCCUUGGUGGUGAUGCUUCUCCUCUGUGUGAGUGCUGGCCCUGCAGUGCCCACUACAAGCUCCCGGAGUGGGUUCCCUGCAGACUGCAGCCGCCUCCGCAAGAACAGCCCCAGUGGGGUCUAUGUCAUCCAGCCAGCAGGGUCUCCCCCACGGGUGGUUUGGUGUGACAUGGACACCGAAGGCAAGGGCUGGACUGUCAUCCAGAGAAACUCUCAUGACACCGAGAUCACAUGGAAGGAGUCCUGGACCACCUACAAGUACGGCUUUGGGAACGUUAGGGCAGACUACUGGCUGGGCACCGAGUACCUGCACCUGCUCACACAGCAGAACACCUACAAAGUCCGCUUUGUCGUGCAGAAUAAAUCCAAUGUCACCCAUUAUGCUGAAUAUGACAUCUUCAGCGUAGAGAGUGAGGCCAGUGGGUACCCUCUGAGGCUAGGCAGGUUCUCUGGUGAGGGGGAGGACUAUCUGACGACCUACCAUACCAAGCAUGGGGGCAUACAUGACAACAUGAAGUUCAGCACUCGUGACAGGGACCAGGACCAGGCCAGUGGGAACUGCGCCAACAGCUACGGGGGCUGGUGGUAUGAUAAGUGUCAGAACAUCCUGCUUAAUGCUAAAAAGUACAUCCUAUGGCCAGGAAUCUGCAAUAGUGGUGACUGCAAAUCUUCCCUUAUCCUGGUCAAACCCACAGAUGUGUGCUGA